AUGCUUUGCCGCCUGCACUUCAUGCCGCCCGCCUCCAGCUCACUGUUCCCGUGGCUGGGACCCGUCCGCACCCUUUGGCCGCACCCAGGCACCCUCUUUGCCGAGCUGGAGCGAGAGCUGCGGCUGGAGAUGGAGAGGGCUCGGGAGUUCAUGAGCAGCUUCGAGCAGUUCCUGAGCACGGACCACGUGUCCCACCUGGAGAACGUCUCGGAGGAGGAGAUCAACCGGCUGCUGGGUAUGGUGGUGGACGUGGAAAACCUCUUCAUGUCAGUGCACAAGGAGGAGGACACGGACACCAAGCAGGUGUAUUUCUACCUGUUCAAGCUUCUGCGGAAGUGCAUCCUGCAGAUGAGCCAGCCUGUGGUCGAGGGGUCCCUGGGGAGCCCCCCCUUUGAGAAACCAAACAUUGAGCAGGGAGUCCUGAACUUCGUCCAGUACAAGUUCAGCCACUUGCCACCCAAGGAGCGGCAGACCAUGUACGAGCUCUCCAAGAUGUUCCUGCUCUGCCUCAACUACUGGAAGCUGGAGACGCCGUCCCAGUUCCGGCAGCGCUCCCAAAAUGACGAUGUGGCCACCUACAAGGUCAACUACACGAGGUGGCUGUGCUACUGCCACGUGCCUCAGAGCUGCGACAGCCUUCCCCGCUAUGAGACCACCCACGUCUUUGGGCGCAGCCUCCUGAAAUCGAUCUUCACGGUCACCCGCCGGCAGCUUCUAGAGAAGUUCCGGGUGGAGAAGGACAAGCUGGUGCCGGAAAAGCGGACACUGAUCCUCACCCACUUCCCCAAGUUCCUGUCCAUGCUGGAGGAGGAGAUCUAUGGUGAGAACUCUCCGAUCUGGGAGGCUGAUUUCACCGUGCCAGCCACAGAGGGUGCCCAGCUGGUGUCUCGCCCAGCCGCGGUCAGCACCGUUGCUGUGCCCACCACUCCACUCUUCAGCAAGAAGCUCAGCAACAGCAGCUCUGCCGCGAGCAUGGAUGCCAGCACUCCAGAGCCCCUGCCAGGGGAGAAGCGGAAGCUGCCCGAGAGCCUGACGCUGGAAGAUGCCAAGCGGAUCCGCGUCAUGGGAGACAUCCCCAUGGAGCUGGUGAACGAGGUCAUGCUGACCAUCACGGACCCCGCUGCCAUGCUGGGCCCCGAGACCAGCCUGCUGUCGGCAAACGCGGCACGGGAUGAGACGGCCCGACUGGAGGAGCGCCGUGGCAUCAUUGAGUUCCAUGUCAUCGGCAACUCACUCUCGCAGAAGUCCAACAAGAAGAUCCUGAUGUGGCUGGUGGGCUUGCAGAAUGUCUUCUCACACCAGCUGCCCCGCAUGCCCAAGGAGUACAUCACUCGCCUCGUCUUUGACCCGAAGCACAAGACCCUGGCACUGAUCAAGGACGGCCGAGUGAUCGGGGGGAUCUGCUUCCGCAUGGGCUUUUCCAAGGACAUCAAGGUCCCCAAGAGCCGCUACCUGGGCUACAUCAAGGACUAUGAGGGGGCGACCCUGAUGGAGUGUGAGCUGAACCCCCGCAUCCCCUACACCGAGCUCUCCCACAUCAUCAAGAAGCAGAAGGAGAUCAUCAAGAAGCUGAUAGAGAGGAAGCAAGCGCAGAUCCGCAAGGUCUACCCUGGCCUGACCUGCUUCAAGGAGGGCGUGCGGCAGAUCCCGCUCCCCAUCGAGAGCGUCCCUGGCAUCCGAGAAACGGGAUGGAAACCGCUGGGGAAGGAGAAGGGAAAAGAGUUGAAGGAUCCGGACCAGCUCUACAACACCCUGAAGAACCUCCUGGCCCAGAUCAAGACCCACCCCAGCGCGUGGCCCUUCAUGGAGCCGGUGAAGAAGUCGGAGGCACCGGACUACUACGAAAUCAUCCGCUUCCCCAUCGACCUGAAGACCAUGACAGAGCGCCUGAAGAACCGCUACUACGUCACCAAGAAGCUGUUCAUCGCCGACCUGCAGCGCAUCAUCACCAACUGCCGCGAGUACAACCCACCCGACAGCGAUUACUGCAAGUGUGCCAACACCCUGGAGAAGUUCUUCUACUUCAAGCUCAAGGAGGGGGGGCUCAUCGACAAGUAG
Messenger RNA from Pygoscelis adeliae (Adelie penguin), 2058 nucleotides. RefSeq names its product K(lysine) acetyltransferase 2A (gene KAT2A). The record is from RefSeq and is a predicted model, not a curated record. Gene Ontology annotation, molecular function: protein binding; histone H3 acetyltransferase activity. The transcript has 17 exons. Gene Ontology annotation, biological process: chromatin remodeling; positive regulation of transcription by RNA polymerase II. Gene Ontology annotation, cellular component: nucleus; histone acetyltransferase complex. Bases 1 to 2058 code for a protein of 685 amino acids. Lineage: Eukaryota; Metazoa; Chordata; Aves; Sphenisciformes; Spheniscidae.